This is a messenger RNA of Penicillium daleae, 1599 nucleotides long. RefSeq lists its product as uncharacterized. The transcript is spliced from 6 exons. The coding region runs from base 1 to 1599 and encodes 532 amino acids. NCBI's taxonomy places the organism in Eukaryota, Fungi, Ascomycota, Eurotiomycetes, Eurotiales, Aspergillaceae. Gene Ontology annotation, biological process: transmembrane transport. The record is from RefSeq and is a predicted model, not a curated record. Gene Ontology annotation, molecular function: transmembrane transporter activity. Gene Ontology annotation, cellular component: membrane.
AUGGCUGAAAUGGCUAUUCCUGAACAACGACGGAAAUGGUGGCAGAUACAAUGGUUCGCAAAGAGCGAUACCAAAGAGGAAAGGCGACUCAUCCUCAAGCUGGACUUGCUUAUUGUUCCUUACGCGUUUCUGGCAUAUUGGACCAAGUAUAUUGACCAGGCGAACAUCAACAAUGCCUACGUUUCUGGCUUGAAGGAAGACCUCGGUUUCCAUGGGAAUGAGCUCGUCCAGCUACAGACUAUGUACACUAUUGGUGCUGUGCUUGGUCAAUUGCCCUUUGCAUAUUUGUUCACCAAACUUCCAAUGUCAUGGAUUAUCCCAUUCAUGGACGUUGCAUGGGGUAUUUUCACGCUGGUCCAAUAUCGUGCUACUUCAUUCGCCGAAUUGGCGGCGUAUCGCUUUAUGGUUGGAUGGUUUGAGGCGGCCUUCUUCCCUGGAAUGCACUAUAUUUUCGGCUCAUGGUAUCGAAGCGAUGAGAUUGCUCGCCGAGGUGGAUGCUUCUACGUCGGCCUAACACUGGGUACUCUAACUGCAAGUCUCAUUCAAGCAGGGGCAUCAAGCCGACUAGACGGAGUCAACGGGCUCGCAGGUUGGAGAUGGAUGUACAUUAUCUGUGCGAUAAUCACCAUUCCCGUCGCCAUCCUGGGCUACUUCAUCCUUCCAGGAACACCGGACAAGCCGAACAAACUCAUUCUGAAGGAGAAAGAUGUGCAGCUCGCCAAGGCUCGCCUGGAGCGCGCGUCUCACACAAUCAAAGAGGAUCCGCUGACAUGGCGUACGUUCGUCAAGGUCAGUCGCAACUGGAAGUUCUGGGCCCUACUUUGGGUGGACAUCUUCUUUUGGAAUGCUUGUAUCAAUACCUCGGCUGGUGGUUACCAAUUAUGGCUCAAAAGCCUGAAGCGAUUCUCGACAAGUCGACUCAACGAACUCGCGGCCAUCUCUCCGGCUCUGGGUAUUUUCUACACGCUUUUCGUGUGCUUCGCCUCAGACUUGAUACUUGGACCGGCUUGGGCAAUCACCGUGUCUCAUCUCUGGAAUAUCAUCGGUCUUACAAUCCUGGUCGUCUGGAAAGUACCCGAGUCUGCACUCUGGUUCGCCUUUUUAACAACUUACUCCGCGGUCGCUAUGUCGAGUGUUUUGUACGGGUGGAUCAAUAGUCAGAUGCGUUAUUCACCAGUUGAACGGUCUUUGACGCUUAUCAUUGUCAAUACUGUGGCGCAGUCAACGACUUGUUGGACUCCGUUGCUGGUGUUCAAGACGGUCGAGGGCCCGCGCUUUACGAAGGGAUACUCGUUUGUCCUUGCAAAUGCGAUCUGUCUGAUCGUCCUGUCACAUGUUGUCCAAUAUUUCAUCAAGAAGGAGGAGAAAGCCAAGGCCAGAGGGUGCAGUAUCUCGGUUUCGGACAGCGCGGACGAUUCGAGCAAUUUGGAGUCUGGACCACAACAGACCUAUGUUGUCGGAAGUACGGGUAAUCUACGAAAGAUCCAAGGCCUUGCAGUCUGCUCCUUGAGUCUAACAUUAGACAUUGAAGCUAUCGACGUGCCCGAGACUCUUGUCACGGUCUUAUUCUACUUCGAAUUAUACUUCCAGGGUAAAUAA